This is a messenger RNA of Melitaea cinxia (Glanville fritillary), 1231 nucleotides long. It is a transcript of the gene Vps24, whose product is annotated as charged multivesicular body protein 3. NCBI's taxonomy places the organism in Eukaryota, Metazoa, Arthropoda, Insecta, Lepidoptera, Nymphalidae. Gene Ontology annotation, biological process: late endosome to vacuole transport; protein transport; endosome transport via multivesicular body sorting pathway. Gene Ontology annotation, cellular component: multivesicular body; ESCRT III complex. The record is from RefSeq and is a predicted model, not a curated record. The transcript has 7 exons. Bases 128 to 790 code for a protein of 220 amino acids.
CUAUGACCCAAUGAGGUCAUCGCUGAUUUUUUAAUGUCAAUGCCAAACAGCCAAAAGUGUUAUUAUUGUCAAAACAUCAGAUAAAUUUUUAAGUAUUUCUUGGUAUUUCUUUUUAAUAAAAAUAAAAAUGGGUAUAUUUGGAAAAUCUUCCGAUCGAAAUCCUAAAGAAAUGGUGAACGAAUGGUCCCAUAAAAUACGAAAGGAAGGAUAUAAUUUGGAUCGACAAAUAAGAGCUAUUCAAAGGGAAGAGGAUAAAAUUAAAAAGUCCCUUAAAGAAGCCGCCGCAAAGAAUGACAAGCAAGUUUGUACUAUAUUAGCGAAGGAGAUUAUUAGAUCAAGAAAAACAAUUAGUAAAAUUUACACGAGCAAAGCGCAUCUUAAUUCAAUACAAAUGCAAAUGAAAAAUCAAUUGGCGACAUUGAGGGUAGCAGGUUCACUACAAAAGUCAACAGAGGUCAUGCAAGCAAUGCAAGCAUUGGUUCGUCUCCCAGAAAUAGCGCAAACCAUGCAAGAAUUAAGUAAAGAGAUGAUGAAGGCUGGUAUCAUUGAAGAAAUGUUAGACGAGACCAUGUCCGGUAUGGAGGAUGAAGAGGAAAUGGAGGAAGCUGCUCAGAGUGAGGUUGAUAAGGUGCUCUGGGAAUUAACCCAGGGUAAGUUAGGCGAGGCGCCUGCGCCCCCCACAGCUGUGGGAGCGCCCUCCACCAGCAAAGAGCCCGAGCCAGAGGUGCAAGAGGUUGAUGAGAGCGAGUUAGAUGAAAUGCAGUCAAGAUUACAGUCACUACGGUCUUAGGAUUGGCUUGAUAUGAUUAACUAGGAGUCGUCGUAUCACGUAGUGCGAAGAUACAAAAAUGCCUUUAACUAAUUUUAUAAAUGUUACAAUUGUCUUCACUAUAUGAUUAACGUUGUGAAUAUACAUAUAUUUGUAUUAAGUUUUAUUAAGGUAUGUUCAUAGUGUUUUCAGAUGAAUUAUAUAUUAAAUUAUUGAAUAAAAUUAAGAAGUUAAAAAGUGUAAGUCAAUAAUCUUUAAUCAGUCAAGUCAAUAAUUUUUUUAUAUUGCUAUGAAAUUACAAGUAUUUACUAUUUGGACAUUACAGCUGUUAAUAGUGUCAGAGAUAGGUAUUGUUUUAUUUAGGAAUAAAUAGUUUAUUUAGAACAUCUUGAUGUGUGGCAAAGAAACAUAAAUAAAUAAAUAAAAUAGAGGGCAAAAUUUAAUUAAAGUACAUAGACAAUG